GCAAGUUGCAAUGAGCACCACAACGUGAGGGUGGCAGCAGUGUGAAUGAUAUCUAGGGAAUAUAGCUAGCUAAAAGGGAGAUACCGAUGUUUCAGCAACCUGUCCGGGAAUGGUGCAACUUUUCGUGGUGCAGGCGAUUGAGUAUGUUCGGAAUAUCCCAACAUUUCUGAAAUGUUUCGAUGGAAAUUAAACCUACAAGUGGUAUUCUGAUAUUUUGUACCGCGCGCAAGGUCGACCAGCGCCUUGUGCACGAAGACCAGCCAGGAUGGAGGAGCUUGUCUGAAAAUCAGUUGCUCUGUAUACUGCAGUGAACUGAAGUAGUGUGGCGUGGGACCGAUGACCCAGCCUAUUUGACUUUUCAUAAAUGAAGCGUUUGGUAAUUUUCAUACCAGUUCUAAGCCUUUUGUCUUUUUUAUAAUUCGGAGAGGAAGGAUGUUAGUGGUUUCGACUGCUGUUUACUGUCAACGUUAGCUAGGUUAGUCUACGGCAAACCCGGAUAACGAGAGCGGAAAAGUGGCGUUGCCAGCAGUCGACUUUCUUCGGUGAGCUGUCGAGAGGGCGACCUUCCUGGCCCUGGACUGCUUCUACUCUGGGGGGGGGGGGGGGUCUCACUGAGUGACCGUUAAUGCUGCAUCUCGGGGUGGCUGAGCCUAUGCGAGACUGCGAAUACAGCCAGAUCAGCACUCGCAGCUCGACUCCAAUGGAGACUCCAUUCAAGAAGAGGACCCCCAAGAGGAGGAAGUGGCAAGCCUUCCCUGGGCGGAAUAAAUUUUACUGUGAUGGGAGGAUCAUGAUGGCCAGGCAGACAGGUGUCUUCUACCUCACCCUUGUCCUCAUUCUUGUCACAAGCGGGCUCUUCUUCAGUUUUGACUGUCCCUUCCUGUCAGUGAAGCUCACCCCAGCCAUCCCUGUGAUAGGGGGGGUGCUGUUUGUCUUUGUGCUGGGAACCCUCUUCAGGACCAGCUUCAGUGACCCGGGGGUCCUGCCCAGAGCAACGCCCGACGAGGCUGCUGACUUGGAGAAACAGAUAACCAACUGCUCCAGUUCGGGGUACCGGCCUCCCCCCAGGACCAAAGAGGUGGUCAUCAAUGGGCAGACGGUCAAGCUCAAGUACUGCUUCACCUGUAAGAUCUUCAGACCACCCCGUGCCUCUCACUGCAGCCUUUGUGACAACUGCGUUGAUCGUUUUGACCACCACUGUCCCUGGGUGGGGAACUGUGUGGGGAAGAGGAACUACCGUUUCUUCUACCUCUUCAUCCUCUCCCUCUCCUUCCUCACAAUCUUCAUCUUCGCCUUCGUCAUCACACAUGUCAUCUUGCGAUCUCAUCAAGAAGGCUUCCUCAGCGCACUCAAAAACAGUCCUGCCAGUGUGCUGGAGGUGGUGGUGUGUUUCUUCUCGGUCUGGUCCAUAGUUGGCCUGUCUGGCUUCCACACAUACCUGAUCAGUUCCAACCAGACGACUAAUGAAGAUAUAAAAGGGUCGUGGUCGUCUAAAAGAGGAAAAGACAACUAUAACCCCUACAGUUAUGGAAACAUAUUCACCAACUGUUGUGCGGCGCUGUGCGGACCCCUGCCUCCCAGUCUUAUUAACAGAAGAGGCUUCGUCGAAUCAGACACUUCACAGCCCACCCCGCCAACCAAUGGCAUUACUAUGUAUGGUUCCACCCAAUCACAGAGCCAUAUGUGUGAUCAAGACCAGUGCAUUCAGAGCACCAAAUUCGUUUUGCAGGCAGCAGCCACACCCUUGAUGCAGACUGAGACGGUCAUCCUCACGAAUGAGGGCUCUCUACCGGGCCGGACGUCGUUAGGGGGCCCCUGCUCUGGAGCCCUGCCCCUGGGGGGCCAACCCACACCCCCCACCUCCAACCCCAACCUCAGCUCCGACAGCGACAUGCUGCCCCUUCGGAAGGACCAUAUCGAUGGGCUCCACCACCACCACACGGACGGGGGUCACCACCCCUUCCUCACACCCGAGGAAGCCCCCUCGCCACCGGGCAUGCUCCCCUGUGGCAGCCCCGUGGGACACAGCCACACCGUGCAGGGCUUCUACAACCCAGCCAGCCAGGACUCUCUACACGAGGACUCCGUCAGAGGACUGGUGAAACUCAGCUCAGUCUGACGGGUUUCACUCAAACAACCCUCCGUCCCCCAGGCCUUCCAACCACACCUGUGCCAAACAGCGGGUCCUCCAAACCCUAAAUGACUAAUUUUCUCUUUUUCCGGGACUGCGACAUUCCCUUCACUUUCAACAACAUGCCAAACUUCUGCCGUCACAGCAGGGGGUUGUUGCUGCUGGGCCCAGGUCAAUUUACUCAGACACAAACGUCCAGUAUUCCUGUCCCAUAGAGGCGCAUAGUUUAUGGUCCUGGGGAAGGGUUCAUCUAAAGGAAUGAAGCUGAGAAGUGAAGUGGUAGAUGUGCGUACUGUAUGCGUAUCCAUCAGCUGUUUCAAGCCAAAAGGAGGGAGUGUUGUGACAAUUAUUCCUAAACAUGUAUGAAAAGCUGCUUUAUUUCUGUCGUGAAUCACGGGUCUGGCAUUUUUUUUCUUUUUGUACAACGGACUAUGGCCUACUGGUUGACCACUGACACACUGUGUAUUUGCCUUUCAGUCUUAGCAGAUGUUUGUUGACAGGUGACAGUGCAGUCAGUAAACCAGUGGAUGGCAUUUUGCAUAUCAUUGGGUUCAUAAUUGUUUUCAAGUUCCAUGUACCAGAUAUUGGCUAAUGUGUUGUUCCAUACCAAGGUUAUUUUUGUUCUCCUCCGAUUAUUUCCUGUGGAUGAAAACGAAUAAAGUCACAUCUUUUUAAGGGACAACAUGUCCUGUGUUGAAGUCAAGCCCCCCGGUGACCAGUUGACGGUCAUGUUAUCCUCUCUGACAUCACGUCCUUCUGUAGGUAAUUAAAAUGGAGCCUUGUGAUGAGUGCUUUAAUAAGUAACUAAACACAAACAUAAUUCUACAUGUAUUGAGGUUGAGUCCUGCUCCAGGCUGGUCUCAGGCCCGUUCAGGUCCAUUCAUCUUUGGUCUGAGGCCCCGGGACCUCCAGCCACCAUAUCAUAAAGACACUGAGGAAUACAAGGGCUCUCUGUCACCAGACAUACUCACCUCUUUGUGUGCACUAACGUCAAUGAAAGGAUUUGUGGUGUACAGCCUGGGGUUACUUCUGAAGGAACUCCUUUUCCCAAAGUCACGUGGAUUCGCUAUUUUUAAUGUGACAAAGCAAACUUAGAAACCACUCAACAGAAAGCAUCACCUUAAGUUAGUGCUUUUUCCCUUUGCAUGUGGUUUGGUGUUUGUGAAAGGAAUGUCUCAUCUGCUGUCCCUUUUGUUUCAGAACUAAUGUUGCCACUUGGUGGUUGAAGAGGGGAAAUGCACCCCUGGAGUGGUAAUAACCGCAUACAAAGACCGUGUCACAAUUGAAAAUGCACCAAUUAAUAAAUACAUAAGUGCCCCCAAAGCAAAUAUUCCAAUCAUCAUAUAUUUAUUUAAAAGCACAUUGACUAUUUUUUAAUACAUUAAAUAGUUGAUUCUAUAUCAUAUACACCAGACGAAACCCAAUGGUAUAAGCAUCACUAUAAUCGAGUCUGAGAACGGGGUCUCUUGCUUUUUUAUACCAGUCCAGCAUUAGUGCACUAAUGAAGGCCUGCUGCUGGAAUAUGUCACAGCAAUAAAACCCAAAUAAUGUAUUGUUAAAAACUAAAUAAUGAAACCAGGCUCAAUGCAUGAAAGACAACUUGCAUAGAGGUGGCAGGAAUGACCAGCUCUCAAAUGUUUAACAAUCAUUCCUCUCAUUAGGACCAUCACCAACCAGUAUAUUUUGACUCUGAAUCUAUAGUUGUGCUUUGAUUGUAGCGGACUAAACUGGACAAUUAUGGUUGAGCAGGUAAGCGACGAUUAAAGGCCAUAUUGCCUUCAGUAUGCUGUUCAAACAAUCUGAUGAUAUUUGAAGUGCAGUCAAGAGAGUAAUGAAUGGCCAUACAUCCUCAUGUACAGGAUGUUAUAUAUGGUCAGGGUUUUCAUAUUCCUGAGAAAUGUAUUCUGUAGGUUGCCAAGCAGCACCUGCAAUAAUUGGCUUAAACACUGAAGAACCUGAGAUGGAUGAAUUGGAAUGAUUAUGGAUUAGGGUAAAAAAAA
This is a messenger RNA of Esox lucius (northern pike), 4131 nucleotides long. Its product is annotated as zinc finger DHHC-type palmitoyltransferase 14. The record is from RefSeq and is a predicted model, not a curated record. Gene Ontology annotation, molecular function: protein-cysteine S-palmitoyltransferase activity. Gene Ontology annotation, biological process: protein targeting to membrane; peptidyl-L-cysteine S-palmitoylation. NCBI's taxonomy places the organism in Eukaryota, Metazoa, Chordata, Actinopteri, Esociformes, Esocidae. The coding region runs from base 626 to 2119 and encodes 497 amino acids. Gene Ontology annotation, cellular component: Golgi apparatus; endoplasmic reticulum. The transcript has 10 exons.